This is a messenger RNA of Solea senegalensis (Senegalese sole), 1219 nucleotides long. Its product is annotated as glycosyltransferase 8 domain-containing protein 2-like. The transcript has 10 exons. The record is from RefSeq and is a predicted model, not a curated record. Gene Ontology annotation, cellular component: Golgi apparatus. Gene Ontology annotation, molecular function: glycosyltransferase activity. Bases 266 to 1219 code for a protein of 317 amino acids. NCBI's taxonomy places the organism in Eukaryota, Metazoa, Chordata, Actinopteri, Pleuronectiformes, Soleidae.
UGACCGUGUUCCUGGCUGCAUCUACAUAACUGGAGCAGCUGGGUUACUAGGGUUAGUUUUCAGCACUGGUGGUCUUGAUGAGUCACAUCUGGAGGGAGGAUAAAGGCAGAGGGAUGUGGGGGAAGGAAAAGUGGAACCGUUGGCCAGAGUCAGUCUCAGUCAGUCAGUCCUCAGAGAUUUUUCACCAUGGACCAUGAACAUAAGUGACACUGACCACAAUCAUCUGCCUCUUUAUCCUGAUGCUGCUGGGAAAUAAACACGAAACAUGGCUCUCCUGAGGAAAAUCAACCGUGUCCUGCUGGUGCUGCUGGUCUUCAUGUUGUUUCUGCUUGUGCACAAUGCAUUGUUCAGAGCCUCCUCACAGCCCAAACUCUCAGAUCACCGGAAGACGAGUGGAAGUGCAGCUGGAGGCCCUGCAGUGAGCGAGCCAGAGGCAGGCGAUGUCAUCCCGGUCAUCAUCUGUGCCUCAGAGGAGCGUAUGGGUGGAACCAUGGCAACGAUCAACAGCAUCUACAGCAACACGGAUGCCAGUGUUUUCUUCUAUAUUGUCACUUUCCGCGAUGCUGUGAGACUGGUAAGGCAGUACAUUGAGGAGACCGAACUGAGAGGCAUCAGGUAUAAGAUACUGGAAUUUAACCCCAUGGUUCUUCGCGGAAAAGUGAAGCCAGAUUCUUCUCGCCCUGAUCUGCUGCAUCCACUCAACUUUGUGCGCUUUUACUUACCGUUGCUUGACAUCAACCAUGAGAAGGUGAUAUACCUAGACGAUGACGUCAUUGUGCAGGGAGACGUUCAAGAUCUGUUUAACAUCCAACUGAAGCCUGGACAUGCUGCUGCUUUCGCCACAGACUGCGACCUGCCCUCCACACAUGAGAUGGUGCGCAGCAUCGGCAUGCAGACCACAUACAUGGGCUUCCUGGACUACAGAAAACAGGAAGUUAAAGACCUGGGCAUUAACCCCAGAGACUGCUCCUUCAACCCUGGAGUGUUUGUGGCAGAUAUCAGCGAGUGGAAGAAACAAAAGAUCACCAAACAGCUGGAGAGAUGGAUGGAGGAGAAUUUCAGACAGAACAUAUACAGUAGUGCCAUGGCAGGAGGUGUGGCGACCCCACCCAUGCUGAUCGUUUUUCAUGGCAAAUACACAACACUGGAUCCACUAUGGCAUGUCAGACACCUUGUUCUGGGCUGUGUUCCAAACCUGUCUCCACCUCCUCUGCACUAG